Molecule: messenger RNA, 1026 nt
Organism: Scheffersomyces stipitis CBS 6054
Lineage: Eukaryota; Fungi; Ascomycota; Pichiomycetes; Serinales; Debaryomycetaceae
Exons: 2
Coding region: 1-1026 (341 amino acids)
Source: RefSeq, a predicted model, not a curated record
AUGUCGUUCAAAUUUCCCUCCUUCAAUUUGCAAUCGCUUCAGGAGUCUCUUCCCACAGUAGACCAGGUCAAGGAAUCGUUUUCCAAGACUGUAGAUCAGUUCAGAGAGUCGAUCCAGCCAUUUGCUACCAAGACUACUCAGUUGAUUCUGACUCAGUUGCAACAAGUGCAGCAUUUGGCCAACCUCAACGUUAACUCCAACAUUGAAGUCUCUGAGUUACCCGCAGAAUACUUGCAGUUGGAAACAAACUGCGACUUGUUGUUGAAGCUUUACACGGACUUGAUCCAGUACUCCAACGAAACCUUCAACAAUAUCAGCUACGAUUAUCCUCCAGGUAACUACACCAUCACCAAGAUUAAGGAUGCCAACGUUGGUGGCGUUCUCGCCACGAAAUUCAACCAAUUGAAGAACGUCUCUUCUCCACAAGAGUUGGAAAACAUCUUGUUGGGAAAAGAGGCUGGUGAUGCUGAUAGCGCAGAAAAAGAUGUAGCCAUACAGACAACUUCGGUCCUUCUUCCUAAGACUUUGUACGGAGCCUUGUCUGUUCUUGCUGAGAAGCAUUCGCAGGAAUUAAAGACUUCUGCAGCACCUUUGUCGUUGGCGUUGUUGCAGGUGUCUUCUUCUUACUUGGAGAUUGCCAAUGCCAGGUUAGUCCAGGACGAAAAGAUUUUGGCCGAAGUGAACGACAAGUUGGUAGCCAUUUUGAAUGAACAGUUCAUCAAGGUCAACGAGUUGCGUAAGAAGGUCUAUUCGACCAGAUCCGAGUUUGACUUGAUUAGAUCCAAGGUAGAUGAAACUGACCAAGAAAAUGAAGAAUUGAUUUCAAAAGAAGACGAGUUGGUCAGUGCAACCGAAGUUGCUGUCGUCGAAAUGAAGAGAUUGUUGAAGCCAUCCAAGAACAUCAGCUUAUUGAAAGUGUUUGUCGAUGCCCAGAAGGAGUACUUUGAGGUUGGCGCCAAGAAGUUGGCUGCAUUGUCUGCUUCUUUGGAUAAGAUCGAAGUUACUGAAGAAGAAGACGAUUACUGA